Molecule: messenger RNA, 1193 nt
Organism: Desarmillaria tabescens
Lineage: Eukaryota; Fungi; Basidiomycota; Agaricomycetes; Agaricales; Physalacriaceae
Exons: 6
Coding region: 233-1072 (279 amino acids)
Source: RefSeq, a predicted model, not a curated record
CUACCAUGACAUUGCAUUCGACUAAAGGGACUGAAGCCUACUACUUCCACUAUACCUCAAAUUGCGACGUAUCAGUUGAAGAAAUCUGCUGGAAUGAAGGCAAAACUCAGCAAAUUGACGCAAAUCAAUACCCAUAUGUUGCCAGAAUCAUGGAUGACCCAAAUUACACAACCAAGUAUCUCGUUGCCGAAGCACGACAGCUCAUCAAGGAUUAUCAGGGCGAUAGUCCGAGAUGGUUCUCUGCCUUGGGUGUGGUGGUGACCGUGGUCUUCGCUAUGUCAGUUCAGCUAUAUACACCUGCAAAAGAAACUUAGACACGAGCACGACCCAUUGCAUCAGUCAAUUGGCCUUGGCGUGGUUUGCUUAUUUCCUAUGGCCAUUUAAAGCGUUCAACUGGUACUCAAUACUGGUAGUUCAAGAAACCGACAAGGACGAGCUUCCUUCGCCUCUAUAUGAGCUACGACAACAGCUGCUACGACAGCAGAACUAUCGUUGCCCCAUAACGGGCGUGGUGGAAAUGGGACAUCCUAAACUUCCAGGCGAUAUGACAAGCACACUGGGGAUUUUUCAUAUCCUCGAAAGACCCAUCAUAGGUUUUGAGAAGUUCGACUUCUUCGAGCCCAUCACACGAGAGAUUAUAGAGAAUUAUUUCCCGACGCUGGACCUGGAUUCACUCCCGGAAGAUCCCAGUAAUGCCAUUGCUCUUGAGCGUAACACGUACACAAAUUUCACCGACUUGAGGAUGUCCCUCAAGGCAACUGCGAACGCCAACGAAUACAGGGUAGAGACCUACGGAGAAUGCCUAUGGGCCGCGCCCCUACCAGAAGUCAUCGUCAUCAAGGAGGCCGACCCACAAUAUCUCCGUUCACAUUCAUGCGUAGCAGACGUACUCCACCAAAGUGGCGCGGGGAGAGUCAUUGAUAAGAUUCUAGGAUGCCUGCCCCAACGGACGAGCGCCGUACAUCCAGCAGACAUAAUAGAUCUCCAGGGAGUCUUGGACAUACUUGGACUCCGGUAUUCGCUGGUUACGGCUUUGCAAUUACCCCAGCUUGAUGAUGGGGUCUUUGUAUAAUCCCAGAUUAAUUAUGGAGAUAUCAAACCGAUUACUAGUUUACAUACUAUUACCGCUCACGUCCUGCAGCUUCUGAUUUGGACUCAAGGAUUUGUGAAAGACAAUAUAAUCAAUGAGCACA